CGUAUGGCAACCAUCAGCGGCAGCAUCGAGGGCUACCUCAUCAAGCUCGACGACGAGUUUGGCGCGAUCGUCUACUGCCUCCUCGAAGAAGGCAGCUUGGUCUACUACAGCGGGAAAGGCGGCGCACUCCUCGGCGAGCUCCAGCUCACCGGCAACAAGGUCAACGUCAACCUCAUCCGUGACGCGUCCGACGCGGUGCCCAACCGGUUCAUUGUUUCGAGCCGGAAGCGGCCCGAACCGCGAAAGGAACUCGACGAGACGUCGUUCCCGCCCGAGCGCGACGCCGACACGCGACUGCUGUUUGCCGCGUCGACGCCCGAGUGCCAAGAGAACUGGGCGACCGCGAUUCUCAAUUGGAACAAGCACUGCUGGGACGACGCGGAGACGGUCUUCAGCUACAAGGACGAGCUCGACGCGCUCCGACGGCUCGUGCAGCGUUACCACCUCAAGGAGAAGCCGCGAAAGCAGUCCGAGCCAGGUAGCGGACACGCCGUCCCGGUCUUUCCGAUUGGAUAGCGUUCGUUGUCGGUCGAUCCAUCAACAAUCUAUCUAUUCAACGUCA
This is a messenger RNA of Saprolegnia parasitica CBS 223.65, 562 nucleotides long. RefSeq lists its product as hypothetical. NCBI's taxonomy places the organism in Eukaryota, Oomycota, Saprolegniomycetes, Saprolegniales, Saprolegniaceae. The record is from RefSeq and is a predicted model, not a curated record. The transcript has a single exon. The coding region runs from base 4 to 516 and encodes 170 amino acids.